GUUUGAGCUUGUCCAAACUCCCCAUAGGUUGUUUUAAGCUCACUGAGACAAAAACAUCAUAAAAAACUGGUCCAACUGGUCUCAGAUUAACAGGAAAAACCUCCGUGAGGACCCGCAGCAGCGGAGGCCUGCAGUACCGCAGCUCCGCCACCAGAGGGCGGCAGAGAGCGCGGCGCUCCCCGCUUCAUCCCCGGUUUAUAAACUCGGGGGGGCAGUCCCUGACGAAAGAGGGACGUCGCGCCGAUUAACACGGCCUCCUCGCCGGUUUGUGAGAGAAAGGAAGAGAGCCACGCCGCCCUGACUCACACCCUCACUCGCACCACGCGGAGCCUCGUGGCGGAGCCCGGCCGGAGCAUCAGCGCAGGCGGACGCAGAGAGGCCACCACACGGCGGGGAAGAAGAAGAAGAAGACGGAGGAAGAAGAGGAGGAGGAGGAAAAGGCUCGAGCAGCGAUGUCUGGGCUGAAGAAGAGGGGCUCCGGCUCCUCGGCGGACCGGGAGGAGGACACGCAGGUCACGGAGAGGAUGCUGUCCGCGGGCUCCAGCCCCGCCGGGACGCCGGGCGGGGACGCCGGGAGCCCCGGGGGCAGCGCCCCGGCCGCGGAGGGGGGGGGGAAGGAUGCGGUGGCCCUGAAGAGGACCAUCACCCUGGUCAACGGCGUGGCCAUCAUCGUGGGCACCAUCAUCGGGUCGGGCAUCUUCGUCACGCCGACCGGCGUGGUGGAGAUGUCCGGCUCCGUGGGCCUGUCCCUGAUCGUGUGGGCGGUGUGCGGGGUCUUCUCCACGGUGGGGGCGCUCUGCUACGCGGAGCUGGGCACCACCAUCAGCAAGUCCGGGGGGGACUACGCCUACAUCCUGGAGGUGUACGGCUCCCUGCCGGCCUUCCUCAAGCUGUGGAUCGAGCUGCUCAUCAUCCGGCCGUCCUCGCAGUACAUCGUGGCCUACGUCUUCGCCACCUACGUGCUCAAGCCCCUGUUCCCGGUCUGCCCGGUGCCGGAGACCGCGGCCAAGCUGGUGGCCUGCCUCUGCAUCCUGCUGCUGACCUUCGUGAACUGCUACAGCGUGAAGGCGGCCACCAGGGUCCAGGACUUCUUCGCCGCCGCCAAGCUCCUGGCGCUGGGGCUCAUCAUCAUCAUCGGCUUCGUGGAGAUCGGCAAAGGUGAUACAGACAGAUUACUCCCAGAAAAUGCCUUCAAGGGGUCCAAGUAUGAGUUUGGCAGCCUGGGCCUGGCGCUCUACAGCGGGCUGUUCGCGUACGGUGGCUGGAAUUACUUGAAUUUUGUCACAGAGGAGAUGAUCGAACCUUUCAAAAACCUCCCCCGAGCCAUCAUCAUCUCCCUGCCCAUCGUGACGACCGUGUAUGUGCUCACCAACCUGGCCUACUUCACCACGCUGUCCCCGGAGCAGAUGAUUGGCUCUGAGGCCGUCGCCGUGGACUUUGGGAACCGGCACCUGGGCCCCAUGGCGUGGAUCAUCCCCGUGUUCGUGGGCCUGUCCUGCUUCGGCUCCGUGAACGGCUCCCUGUUCACGUCCUCCCGCCUGUUCUUCGUGGGCUCCCGGGAGGGGCACCUGCCCAGCCUGCUGUCCAUGAUCCACCCCACGCUGCUCACGCCGCUGCCCUCGCUCAUCUUCACCUGUUUGAUGACGCUGCUGUACGCCUUCUCCCAGGACAUCUUCUCCGUCAUCAACUUCUUCAGCUUCUUCAACUGGCUCUGCAUCGCCAUGGCGAUCAUCGGGAUGAUGUGGCUGCGCUACAAGAAGCCCGAGCUGGAAAGGCCCAUCAAGGUUGGCAGCACAGAACGUUUCCUCUUUGUCCCGCCGCUCGAACAAAGACGCAUUCAGAAGCUGAUCAGGAGCCCAGACGCCGGCCGGCCCCGGACGCCGGCCUCUGAUUGGCCGGGGAAGGCGCAGGUGUCCCUGAUUAGAGCGUCUGAGGGGCGUUUGAGGGCCGGGCUGCCGAGCCCACCGGGCCCCAUCGGGGGGGUUCACCCCCCCCCCUCCGCCGCUCGCCACCCCGAAACGACCCGGCUCAUCCCAGCCGAACCGGCCGACCCGGGUGCAGACGAGUUCACAAACCUCCAAAAAGCCUCUGUGCUCGUUUCACAGAGUCGGAAUGAGAUGGGAAGCGAUUUUAAGAGCGAAGACCGAAAAGUCAACAUCCUGCUGCCCAUCAGCUUCGUGCUGGCCUGCUUCUUCCUCAUCGUGGUGUCCUUCUGGAUGACGCCUAAGGAGUGCGCCAUCGGCUUCGGCAUCAUCGGCACCGGCGUGCCCGUCUACCUGGUGGGCGUGUGGUGGCAGAACAAGCCCAAGUGGCUCCUCAACGGCAUCUGUGAGUGUGAACGGACGCAGUUUGGGCUCCGUUUGGCCGUCUGGUGUGUUUCUGGGUCUGAAAACAGAUUCAGAGAUCCCAGAGAUUCAGCUGGUGGAUAG
Messenger RNA from Menidia menidia (Atlantic silverside), 2429 nucleotides. Lineage: Eukaryota; Metazoa; Chordata; Actinopteri; Atheriniformes; Atherinopsidae. The record is from the annotation of a GenBank genome assembly.